This is a messenger RNA of Lagopus leucura (white-tailed ptarmigan), 1559 nucleotides long. It is a transcript of the gene RPS6KB2, whose product is annotated as ribosomal protein S6 kinase B2. The coding region runs from base 87 to 1496 and encodes 469 amino acids. The record is from RefSeq and is a predicted model, not a curated record. Gene Ontology annotation, biological process: protein phosphorylation; signal transduction. The transcript has 15 exons. Lineage: Eukaryota; Metazoa; Chordata; Aves; Galliformes; Phasianidae. Gene Ontology annotation, molecular function: ATP binding; protein serine/threonine kinase activity.
UGCCCCGCGGCGGGGAUCCCGAAUCCCUCUGGUGAUGCGACGCGGCCGUGACCGGGCGGGGCCCGCGGAUUCGCUGCGGCUCCGCAAUGGCGGGGGUGUUCGACAUCGACCUGGAGACCGAGGAGGGAAGCGACGGGGAAGAGCCCGAGCUGGGCGCCGAGAUGGAGUUGGAGCCCCGGGGGAACGGCCUGGAGCCUGUGGGGCACUACGAGGAGAUAGAGAUCUCAGAGAGCAGCGUCAACAACGGCCCCGAGCACAUUGGGCCCCACUGCUUCGAGCUGCUGCGCGUCCUGGGCAAGGGCAGCUAUGGCAAGGUCUUCCAGGUGCGCAAGGUACAGGGCACUAACACAGGGAAGAUCUUUGCCAUGAAGGUGCUGAAGAAGGCCAAGAUCGCCUGCAAUGCCAAGGACACGGCGCACACACGAGCUGAGAGAAACAUCCUGGAGACCAUAAAACACCCCUUCAUUGUUGACCUCAUCUACGCCUUCCAGACGGGCGGCAAGCUCUACCUCAUCCUGGAGUGCCUCAGUGGUGGGGAGCUCUUCAUGCAGCUGGAGCGUGAGGGUAUCUUCCUGGAAGACACCGCCUGCUUUUAUCUCAGUGAGAUCACACUGGCGCUGGGCCACCUGCACUCCAACGGCAUCAUCUACCGCGAUCUCAAGCCAGAAAACAUCAUGCUCAACAGCCAGGGUCACAUCAAGUUGACGGACUUUGGUCUGUGCAAGGAGUCCAUCCAUGACGGAGCAGUCACCCACACCUUCUGCGGCACCAUUGAGUACAUGGCCCCGGAGAUCCUGGUGCACAGCGGGCACAACUGCGCAGUGGACUGGUGGAGCCUGGGUGCCGUGAUGCACGACAUGCUCACUGGAUCGCCCCCGUUCACAGCAGAGAACCGCAAGAAAACCAUUGACAAGAUCCUGAAGGGGAAGCUGGUGCUGCCACCCUACCUGACGCCCGAUGCACGUGACCUGCUCAAGAAGUUCCUCAAGCGCAACCCCAGCCAGCGCGUUGGUGGGGGGCCGGGAGAUGCAGCCGAUGUGCAGAAGCAUCCCUUCUUCCGGCACAUCAACUGGGAGGAGCUGCUGGCACGCCGCCUGGACCCUCCCUUCAAACCCUGCCUGCAGUCGGAGGAGGAUGUCAGCCAGUUCGAUGCCCGCUUCACACGCCAGACCCCCGUGGACAGCCCCGAUGAUGCCAUCAUCAGUGAGAGUGCCAACCAGGCCUUCCUGGGCUUCACCUACGUGGCCCCCUCAGUGCUGGAAAGUAUCAAGGAGGGCUUCUCCUUUCAGCCUAAGGUGCGGAGCGCACCCCGCCGCCUCAACAGCAGCCCCCACACCCCAGUGAGCCCGGUCAAGUUCUCCCCGUUCGAGCCCUUCAGAUCUGCAGAGACCAUGGAGCUGGGGCUGGAGGGCGGCACCCCGCCCGAGGCCACGGCCCCGCUGCCUAUCGCCUCCGCCAAGAAGAUGCGGUGGGGUCGGGGGCGGCCGCCCAGGUAGGGGUGUAGGAGGGAGAGGAUUCCGUGAAACGGUGCGCGUACCAUUAAAGCAUGGAUCAGUGCG